Molecule: messenger RNA, 1693 nt
Organism: Selaginella moellendorffii
Lineage: Eukaryota; Viridiplantae; Streptophyta; Lycopodiopsida; Selaginellales; Selaginellaceae
Exons: 2
Coding region: 148-1614 (488 amino acids)
Source: RefSeq, a predicted model, not a curated record
UACAAAUUAACAUCUAGAUUCCAUCUUAGCUGACUGUAGCACAAACAGACACUACAGUCCUGUCGUGCGUGUUUCACGUUGCCCAUAGGUACUACAAAAGGAUACCACACCAUAAAAGGAUGACUCGUUCAUCUGUGUGUAGGGAAAAUGGCGACUCCGGUAUCUGCAACCGCAACUUUGCCUCGCCACAUGACAAUCAAGGGUGAGAAUGGGAGGUAUUUGGCACUCAAAUCGGAUGGGCUCCUCACAUUUGAUGCUGACCAGAGGAGUUUCCUCACAUGCCACGAGGUGAUAUACAAUUUCGACGACUCCGAAGGCACCUUCUCUGUACGUGCUUCAAACGGCAGAUUUUGGAGUCGUGAUGCUAGUAACUGGAUUCGAGCGAAUGGUAGCACGGAGCCACCCGCUACGACCGACAAGAGGACCCGCUUCAAGCUCGUGAGGUUUGAAUCAGGUCGGCUGGGAUUCCUGUCUGCACUUGAUGAUCGAUACCUCAAGCGCUACGACGCCAGCAUCCGUGGGUACAACGCCCUGCAAUCUCAGCCUGACCCUUUCACUCAAGUUGAGGUGAGCGAUGGUUCCGAGCAUGCAAUUCACCUCCCACGUUUCAUCACGUUCAAGGGAGACAAUGACCAGUUUCUGCUUGUACGCAAGGAAUGGAACAACGAAAACUGGUGGCUCCAGUUCAGUGGUCAGGAAAACGAUUUGUCCAGGGAUGAGGCCAUCAACAGGGUAGUUCAGAUGGUGGAUGGCAGUUUGGCAUUCUACAACAUUCACAGACAAGCUUAUUGGCGCAACAGGGCUCUUGACAACAAUUCCUGGGUAUGGGCAGAAUUCCAAGGAGCCGUGGAAGGAGAUUCGAGAUGCCAUUUCUGGCCCAUAAGGCUGAGCACCCAAAUGUUGGCCCUCACGAGCAAAUCCAACAACAGGAUAUGCAAGAGGCUGACCAACUAUUGGACUAACUGCUUGUCCGCUAGUGCAAAUGGCACAAACGAUGUAACAACGCGUCUUAUCAUCAGCGAAGCUACGCUCUCACGAUCGAUUUUCAACGUCAAGUACCUUCUCGAGUUGGCUAGCACCAUGGAUCAGAGGUUACUCAUGGUUGGCGAGGGCUCGGUGAUCAAUAGGCGGGACGAGCCGGCAGACAUGACUGUGACUGUAACUGUGUUCCAGAAUCUUUCCACGCAGAGGACAUUCUCAAACUCGUACACCAUCACCCAGAAGAUUUCCACCGAGUUCACAGCCGGCAUCCCGGGGAUCGCUGCAAAUCAGACUACUAUCGAGAUCGGCGCUGAGCAAAGCUUUACUACGGAGUGGGGUGAAACAGCACAGGAAGGCGUGCAAUUCCAGACAGAGUACGUUGUCCGUAAUGUCCAGCCUCAAAUGACGGCCAAAGCCACCGUGUUCGCGAGCACUGCAAGGAUGCGUGUCCCCUUCACUUAUACAAGCAGGGAGAGGGGUGCCAACGGGAUUGAUCGACCAUCUGAGAACCAUAUUGAUGGGGUCUUUGAUGGUGUGUCGGCAUUCAACAUCCAUGCAAUUUUAAGUGACGGUGAAUCGGAAAGAGACGUUCCUUUGAGUUUGGCCAAUGGCUUUUAUCGCAAGGAAGAUUAAGAGCGUCUCAUGCUUCUUGGGGGGGAUAUGUGAAUGAAUGAAUAAAAGUAAAUAAGAGAUUAAAUGCUACUUUAUUAAA